This is a messenger RNA of Mesitornis unicolor (brown roatelo), 540 nucleotides long. RefSeq names its product glyoxalase domain containing 4 (gene GLOD4). NCBI's taxonomy places the organism in Eukaryota, Metazoa, Chordata, Aves, Mesitornithiformes, Mesitornithidae. The annotation marks the transcript as partial. The record is from RefSeq and is a predicted model, not a curated record. The transcript has 5 exons.
GUGCUGAGGCACGAGGAGUUCGAGGAGGGCUGCAAAGCCGCCUGCAACGGCCCUUAUGAUGGAAAAUGGAGCAAAACGAUGGUGGGCUACGGGCCAGAAGACAAUCACUUUGUUGCAGAGUUAACUUACAAUUACGGGAUUGGAGAAUAUUGCCUGGGCAAUGACUUUCUGGGCAUAACGCUUGUGUCCAGCCAGGCUGUGAGCAAUGCUAAGAAGAUGGGGUGGCCCCUCAAAGAAGUCACAGCUGGCAUUUUUGAGGCUGAAGCCCCAGGGGGGUACAAGUUCUACUUGGAAGACAAGGAACAGCUCAAGCAAGAUCCUGUGCUAAAGGUAACCUUGGGUGUCUCUGAUCUGCAGAAGUCUGUUAACUACUGGUCUGAUUUGCUCGGGAUGAAAAUAUAUGAGAAGGAUGAGGAGAAGCAAAGGGCUUUGUUAGGCUAUGCUGAUAACCAGUGCAAGCUGGAGUUGAAGACUGUUGGAGGAGCAGUGGAUCACGGGACAGCGUUUGGGCGGAUCGCCUUCUCCUGCGCAAAGGAAGAG